Messenger RNA from Centruroides sculpturatus (bark scorpion), 2829 nucleotides. Its product is annotated as juvenile hormone acid O-methyltransferase-like. Gene Ontology annotation, molecular function: S-adenosylmethionine-dependent methyltransferase activity. Lineage: Eukaryota; Metazoa; Arthropoda; Arachnida; Scorpiones; Buthidae. The record is from RefSeq and is a predicted model, not a curated record. The coding region runs from base 1540 to 2208 and encodes 222 amino acids. The transcript is spliced from 4 exons.
CCUACGCGCGACCUUUCCCGAGUUAAUUAAGCAUGCAUAAUUGCGCAUGCCUCUGAACCUAAGAAUAAUUGGAAAACAGAACGAUAUAAUAGCUUCUGUAUUGGAGAAAUGCAUGUGAGGAAGCUAAUAUGGUAACGCUAUGACUUCUGUUUCUUGUUUAACUUAUUUUUGAAUUAUUGUUAUUUUACUUUUUUUCCUGUGUACUCAGAAUAGUAAAAGCGAGGUUUGAUAAUCCUUAGUAAAAGUGUGCGAGUUUACACGAAUGGUAAACUCUACAAUUUUUGGGUAUUUGCACUGCCGAAAUAAGGAAUACAUUCAAAAUCAUGUUUUUACUUCUAUUUUUAAAAUUAUUAAUAUUAUUAUUAUUACUUAUUUAUUUAUGACACUGGCCAUAAGCGUAUUACAAGUAUCUAAGCAAAAUAUAAAUACCUCGCACACUAUAACAAACACACAAAAAAAUAAAGACAAUAAAACAAAAAUUAAACGAUCAACAUACAAAUUCGAACAUGAUUCAAGCUUCUGAUAGCAUCUUGAAAUUGUUUGUAGGUUUUCUCACUCCUGAUUAUUUUAGUCAAUUCCAAUUGUAUAGCAUUUGGUAGAUCGGCGUGGUUUGGCGGGAACUGUAUUCAAAUGUUGGCAGUAGUAAGAUAUUUUCCCAUCUGUAGCGUCUGAUUAAAGGCCAGUUACCCUUAAAAGACCUUCUGGAAAGCAUUUCUCCUUUGUGUAACAUUGCGUACGCAGAGAAGGCAAAAAAGAGGCCAGUUUCUCAUUAAAAAAAUGUUUUCGGUUGCAUCGACCUUGACGGAUCGCCUGUGUGUCAACUUGUCUUAACCCGAAAUCCAUAAAUUAUUUUAGCCAAGUCCAAGAAUUUAAAUUGAAUCUAUUUGUUAUAUAUUCAAAGUAUAAAUUUUAUUGUACAAUAAAACAUAAACAUUUUAAUUUUACCAAUGUUUUACUACACAAACUGAAAAGCAGUUUUAAUAAUCUACGGAAACGUUUCUUGAAAUGUCUUGACACCCAAUUUCAUGGAUUUUGACUGCUAGAUUUUAUCUCCUGACGCAACAUUGAAUAGGUCACUAAUUAUGGUCACCCGAUUUAAGACGUGGAAUGAGGCAUGGACAUAAACCUCUCCUGAACAUUCCAGACGUUCAUUUUCUUGCGAUUCUGACUUCCUCCAAUUGUAUUCACAACGUAACCGACGAUAUUUAUAGCACAUUGUUUAGAUAUAAACAAUGUAUUGAUAUAAACAUACAUAAUUGCAUGUCAAAAUAUUUUUAAAACUAAACAAAAUGAUAAUAUACAUUGUGACAUUGUUUACAAAAAAUAAAAGCAUAUAGAUAAGCCCGAGGAGACGACUGUCUUCCAGGGUUAUAAAUAUUUUUAUCAGUUUUGUAUAUAUUUUUGUUUAUACAAUUCUGUAUAUAAAUAUAAGAGCGUGUAGAGCUGAUGGGAUUGAGAAGUUGAGAACAUUGCAAUCGUGUCUUAAAGCAGCUGAAAUAUUUUAAUCUUCGAGAAUUUUCAUUUUUCAUCUAAAAAAAUAUGGACGGAACAGCCGAAGAUUACGAAAACUCGUACCCAAAAUUUCUCGAUCGCUACGUUAGUUCGUCUCUGGAUUUACUUUUUCCAACCAUGGAAUGGUCCGACGAGGAUAUCGUUUUGGACAUCGGAUGCGGUCCAGGAAAAACCACCAAAAAUAUUCUUUUACCAAAAUGCCCAAAAGUGAAGAAAAUCGUAGCUAUCGACAUCGUACCGAAUUACAUCAAGUAUGCCAGAAAAACAUAUUUUGACCAGAAAAUAGAAUAUAAGACUCAAGAUAUCAUUCAAAGGUUCGAUUUAAAAGAAAUUGGAAAAUAUGGCAAAGUCAUGUCUUUCUACGCCUUGCAUUUUGUAAAUGAUUUUAAGAAGUUGUUUUCUACUGUUUUUUCAUUAAUGAAGCCAGGAGGAUAUUUUUUCUUCGUUUUUAUUAGAAAAUGUCCUAUGUUUUCCAUCGUACGGGAGCUAAGUACCCACCAAGAAUGGAUGAAGUAUAUAAAGACCGACGAGAUUCUUGCUUCGUUUGCAUUAAACCAGAGCUGUAAGGACUUAGAAACUGAAUUUAAUAAUUAUCUUUCCAAGUUUAAUUUGAAAGUAACAAAAAGUAAACUGGAAGUUAAGGACGUGACAUUUUCUGACGAAAAGAACUUUUUAGGUAAAAUUUUACAUUUUUAAAAAUGAUUUUCAAUACUAAUUAAAUUACAUUAGCUUUUUAGAUAUAGAUAUAAUUACAAAAACCGCUUUGCAGUAUAUAUUUGUAUAUGUAUGUUCAUAAAGGAUACAAGAAAAAACGAGAAUUGCCUCUCUUAUGAUUUCCUUUAUUCCUUCUUUCAAUUUUAUGAAAUUUAAGUAUUUUGUUAAAGUAAAUGCGUUUUAAGUCUUACAUUAAAUCUUCUAUAGUCAGCAAGCGAUGAAAAGGCUUUUUUAGAUGUGCUUUAAGAUAUAUUUAAGAGAUUUGGAAUUUUGAAUGUUAUGUCUAUUAGGGUAGAUUUCGCUUGUUUAAGAAUGUGUUUAUAAUUCACUUUUACAAAGAUAGUUGAAGACAGCACAAGUAGAAACAAACCUCUUCACAAAUGUCAGAUAUGGUAGCUGUUAUAUACGAUUGAAAUGUGUGUCUCUUUAAUUGGAAUAAAUGCAAACGGUAGACUUCCUCUCAGGUAUCAGGUUAGGUACUCCUUUAUUGCAAUUCACAAAACGCAGAGAAGGCAUCAUCAUCAUCAUCAUAUAUUUGGUUUAUUAACGUAAUAUUAAAAUUACAUAUUCAGGUAUACAUAGCCUGAUUAAAAUUGUUUACAA